Moneuplotes crassus is the source of this 2934-nucleotide messenger RNA. Lineage: Eukaryota; Ciliophora; Spirotrichea; Euplotida; Euplotidae. The record is from the annotation of a GenBank genome assembly.
AUGGAGAGUUGUAAAUUAUCUCAGCUGAAAGUAAAAGAUACAUCAAUUACAAACAUGAAAAUGAAAGAAAUAAAAGAAUUUACAGCCAAAGAAAUUAAAGAUACAGAAGAUGAUAUUGAAGAAGAAUCAUCGGAAGAGAGUUCAUCCGAAUGACCAGGCUCAUAUGACUCUGAGUGCUCAGAUUCAGGGAACUCCUCAGAUGAGGGGUCUCGGAAAUAAGAAAGCCAAAGUUGAUGAAAAUGAGGAGAAUAUUAUAGACAACCAGUUCCACGACAUUGAGAUUUUUGAGAAAAAUGAUUCCUUACUAGAUUCUAUCAUUUCAUCGUGUGAUGAUGAAGAUGAUGAUUAUCUCUCUAAUGAUGGAGAAUCUAGCAGUGAUGAUAGCCAAUCAGACUCUGAUGAUGACUCAUCUGAAGAAAAAUAGUCCUGUUAAGAGAAAUAAAAGAUGAAGAGAAAGGUUGUAUUUGAAUCUCGCUUAUACUCAUUAUCCUGUAAUAAAGGAGGUAGGGAGAAUAUUUAAUUUCAAAAUCACCAGGAAAGAUGAUUCUGAUUGGGACUUGGUUUGGCUAGAUGGACAAUUGCCUCCAGAAAAGAUGCUCAGAAUGAAAUCCCACCAGAAAGCUAAUCAUUACCCAGGAAUGUAUGCUCUAUCAAGGAAGAAUCAUCUUGGACGAAAUCUGAUGAAAAUGAUGAAACAAUUUCCAAACGAUUAUAGAUUCUUUCCAAGAACAUGGCUUUUACCUUACGAGAUGGUUGACUUUAAAAAUAAUUUCAAUAAUAAAGGGAAAUCUCAUAAAGCCUUUAUUGUUAAGCCUGAGGCUCUAUGUCAAGGAGAGGGGAUUUUUCUUACAAAAUCUAUCAAGAAACUUAAUCCUGAAGAGCAUUGAAUUGCACAGGAUUAUAUCAGCAAACCUUAUCUAAUAGACGACUUAAAGUUUGAUCUUAGAAUAUACGUAUUAGUGUAUGGAGUUGACCCAUUGAGAAUCUAUUUAUACAAAGAAGGUAUUGUUAGGUUUGCUACAUCGCCCUAUUCAGCUCCUUCUAAGAGAAACAUGAACGAUUUGUUUAUGCAUCUCACAAAUUAUGCCAUUAAUAAGAAUAGUGAUGACUUUAUUUUCAAUGAAGAAGGUAUGGAUGAUGUUGGCCAUAAAAGGUCUUUGUCUGCUGUCUUAAAGCAGCUCGAAGAUGAAGGGAAUGAUCCAAACCUGAUCAUGAAUAGGAUCAGUGAUCUCAUAGUGAAAACAAUAAUAACAUGACAACCUUCAAUAGCCCACGCUUACAAAACUCUUCAACCAGACAAUUUAGACAACUCAAUGAUUUUUGAAAUUCUAGGAUUUGAUGUCCUUCUAGAUCAUAAAUGAAGACCUUGGCUGCUUGAAGUAAACAGCAGCCCUUCCUUUGCUACUGACACACCACUUGAUAGGAAAAUAAAGAAGGGUCUCAUUAGUGAUACAUUUCAAUUGGUAAAUCUCACAGAAGAUCGUAAAAGAAGGCACAAAAGGUACCAACAAGAUAGUUUACUCACCAGAAUGCGUACAGGAAAACAAACAAAGCUCACUCUUGAAGAAAGAGAAACUUAUAAAUAAGGAAAAAGAGCAGGAAAGAGUGAAAUAUGAACAGAAAAAUAUGGGAAAAUACAAACUCCUCUACCCUCUUAGUGAGAAAAAGAAACAGGCAUUUCUAAAUAAAAGACAGGAACAAGAGCAGAAAGAAAAAGAGCAACAGACAGAAAUUAAAGAACCCCCAAAAAGAAGUGAAAGUAGAUCGGCUAAAUCUAAGAGAAGAAGUAGUGUUAACAAAAUGUAUGCUAUAAAGAAGAAACCUGUUAAAGAGGAAGAUGGAGGAGAUAUCUACCUAAAAUACUUAAAGAAGGCUAGUGAUAUAUGGGAAGAUUUUACCACUGGAAAAUAAGAAGGUUAAAGAAGAAUCUUCUGAUGCAACACAAAGAAAAAUAAGACCAAAGAUAAGGCCUACUCAUAUGGCUAAAACAACUAAAGAUUUCCACAAAGUUGAAAAGAAACGCAUUGAACCAAAAGUAGACACUCUGAUAAGCUCCCAGCCUGCUAUAAAAACAAAAUCUAAGAAAACUGUUAUCUGUGAUGGCAGCAAUAACAAUCCUAAGAAAAUGGUACUCACAACUAAAACCAAGGAUGCUACAAUCCCUAUGUCAAAGAAAAAUAACCCGCCCAAACUUACCAAACAAACGAGUGCUAAAUAAAAUGACAUCAACGACAGCUAAAAGCAGAGUUGGGAAGAGCACUAGAUCAAAAAUGUUAAUCCAACAGAUGUCUGGAAGAAAAUAACUCAUUGAUCCCAGAAAAGAUUGGCAGGUUGAGAACAAAGACUUUCAUUGAGAGAACAAAGAACAACUUUAGUGAUCUUGAGAGAAUAAGGAAUUACCGUCUCAGUAUUGCAAAAAGACCAGAGUCUAAAAGAGCAAGAUUUGUUAUUAAUGAAGAUCAAAGUUAUGAAUCUCAACCUCGAGCGACCAAUGAUUUUGCUGAUAAUUCAAUAUCUUCCUCUAAUUGAAACCCUAUCCCACAGAAAAUGCUAAAAGGAGGAGGGUUUCAUGAGAAAAGAAUUAUUCAUAAUGCGCUGCAUAACCAUAUCAAGCCUUCUAGAAAAUAUUCUAGUAUAAAAGAUGCAAAAUAUUCUUCAAAAUAUCAUUACCUAAAGAGUAAGCCAAGCGGGCCGCCUAUUUCUAAUGUCAAUAAUAAUAUUGUGUCAAUGAUCAAAGGAAAAGGAAGGAGCCUUCUUUCUAACACCCAAAACAAGGCCAAAAAGUUUAGAAGAAACAGGAGAGAGUAUAAAAUGUCAAAUUAUCAACUUGGCCAAUUUAAUGCUGCAAAAUAUUCUGAAUACACUUAGAGGUUAUAAAUACUAAAUCUCUUUGGAUAUCUAGUACUUCUGAUCUCACAAGGGUUAAUAUCUCAA